AUGAGGAAACUUUCCAAUAUGUUGUUGCCUCCGAAGGCCGUCAAGGAAGUAAUGGAUGACGAGAACGAAAUCAAGACGUUCGAAGCGUUCAAGACAACAACCGGUGGUGCUUUGCGUUCUGCACUUUCUGUGCCCACCCAAUACAACCGUCAACGUGGAGAGUGGAGGACUCUACCGAGCAAGGAGCUUGAAGCUGUUCUCAAGAAGGCCAGUGCAGUGUUCCCUGGAUGCCAAACCGAGAGUUGUACAUGGAAUGAUGUGUUCGAGCGGAUCGACGCGGUGAAAGAGGCGUACGACGCCAAAGCUCCAAAAGGGUCCCUCCGAAGUUUCAUUCGGAACGGCAAAGCAGAUGCGACCACACUCAACUCUCUUUCCUUCAUAAUCCCAGAAGAACAUGGCCUUGGUAUCUUACGUGGAGGACUAUCGUUCAUUUUCCAGGCCUGGGAACAAUGCAUCGAGAACCGAGAGAAGAUACUAGAGCUACUCGCAGACGUUAUUGAAACUCUCAAGACGACAGCCGAGAUGUAUAAGGUAUUUCGAGAUGGUGAGCUGAAGGCGAAGACGUACGAUCUUUACGGUAUCAUCGUUGAUUCCCUGAAAUUGCUUAUCGAGAUGCUGCUUCGAUGUAGCAAAGAAGAGUCGCUCUGGCGCCGUAUGAGGACACGACUGCCGGAUCACGAAGCAGUCGUGUUGGAGGGCCUCGAUCAUGAGAUACAAAACGCCAAGGCCAGGGUGACAAAUCGAGUUGACAUUCUCAACGCACAAACCAUGCAGGAUGUCCGCAAGACGGCUUCGGCUAACAGUACCGAGUUGCACGCAACGCGUUCUCGAGUUCAGGAGGUAUCGCAUGGUGUUAGGCGUCUUGAUGGGGAAAUGAAAACCCUUAACCGAAGCAUCAAAGAGAUGAAAGAAGACAUUAAGCAAGACUUUCAAAGGCUGUUCGAGGGUAACAUGCCACAGAAGGUCUCUAAUAACGAGCUUGCUGCUACCGUGCAGACUCUUGUGUAUGAGAUCGUCGCGGAAAUGGUGUGCCAAGCAAAGCAGCCUCUCCAGCAAAAAGUUGGAACCGAGGUCAUCGCGGAGGAGCGACGUCUUACCCAGCAGACAAUCUUGAUGACGACGGAAGAGCUUCUGUGGAUGCUCGGCGUGGAUCUCGCAUACUUGAUCCGCGAGACGGAGCAUAUCUUGAGACAGAGCAACUCUUUACGACCCAAGGGUCUCGGCAAGGCGCGGUGGCUGCUCACGACCGCGCAAUUCAAGAAUUGGCUAAGUCAGCCGUUGUCCGGAAUCCUCCUGGUUGAUGGGCAUUGCAAAGAUGAUGGUAUCGGAAAGAUAUCUCCGUUGUCCGUCCUGUGUGCUUCCUUGGCAACCACGCUCGCCCAGACAGGCUCCAGUAUGAUCCUGCACUUCUUUUGCAGCAGUCAUACCAGGGUCGAACAGGAUCUGAUCGGCGGACCAUCUGGGCUCGUACGCAGCCUGAUUACUCAGCUACUCCUUUAUCCUGACUCACCGGACGUCGAGCUGGAUCCAUUAGAGCAAAGUCUCUACGACGCAGUGUCGCAAUAUAACGUGCGAGCUUUGGUAUCUCUGUUCGGGUCGAUCGUGGGGAACAUGGACAAGUCAAAGACGAUCAUUUGCAUCAUAGACGGCAUAUCCGAUUUCGAAAACCCGCUUCGCGGUUGGGAUCGAGAAAUCCUAGAUGUCGUUGAUCAGCUUCGAAACCUGGUGCACUGUCAGCGAUCUGGUCCAGCGCUGAAGUUGCUCAUGACUAGUGCAAACAAAACGCUGCACAUUGGCGCCCCCUUCUACUUCCACGGCGAAGAGCACAAUGCGCGAUGCCUAUCGAACACCCGCACCGAGCCGCUAGACGAGACAACAACAUGGACGAACAGCAAGGACGGCAAGGCUAUACUCCGGCUGAGCGGCAUGGUGGGCACGGAAAGUCUACGAUAG
This is a messenger RNA of Alternaria novae-zelandiae, 1953 nucleotides long. RefSeq lists its product as uncharacterized. The record is from RefSeq and is a predicted model, not a curated record. The transcript has 6 exons. Bases 1 to 1953 code for a protein of 650 amino acids. NCBI's taxonomy places the organism in Eukaryota, Fungi, Ascomycota, Dothideomycetes, Pleosporales, Pleosporaceae.